Dama dama (fallow deer) is the source of this 2123-nucleotide messenger RNA. It is a transcript of the gene LRRTM3, whose product is annotated as leucine rich repeat transmembrane neuronal 3. NCBI's taxonomy places the organism in Eukaryota, Metazoa, Chordata, Mammalia, Artiodactyla, Cervidae. Bases 258 to 2003 code for a protein of 581 amino acids. The record is from RefSeq and is a predicted model, not a curated record. The transcript has 3 exons. Gene Ontology annotation, molecular function: protein binding.
UGAAGAUCCUAUUACCUAGGAAGAUUUUGAUGUUUUGCUGCGAAUGCGGUGUUGGGAUUUAUUUGUUCUUGGAGUGUUCUGCGUGGCUGGCAAAGAAUAAUGUUCCAAAAUCGGUCCAUCUCCCAAGGGGUCCAAUUUUUCUUCCUGGGUGUCAGCGAGCCCUGACUCACUACAGUGCAGCUGACAGGGGCUGUCACGCAAGUGGCCCCCUAAGCCAAAGCAAAAGACCUAAGGACGACCUUUGAACAAUACAAAGGAUGGGUUUCAAUGUAAUUAGGCUACUGAGCGGAUCAGCUGUAGCACUGGUUAUAGCCCCCACUGUCUUACUGACAAUGCUUUCUUCUGCUGAACGAGGAUGCCCUAAGGGCUGUAGGUGUGAAGGCAAAAUGGUAUAUUGUGAAUCUCAGAAAUUACAGGAGAUACCCUCAAGUAUAUCUGCUGGUUGCUUAGGUUUGUCCCUUCGCUAUAACAGCCUUCAAAAACUUAAGUAUAAUCAAUUCAAAGGGCUCAACCAGCUCACCUGGCUGUACCUUGACCAUAACCAUAUCAGCAAUAUUGAUGAGAAUGCUUUUAAUGGAAUACGCAGACUCAAAGAGUUGAUUCUGAGUUCCAACAGAAUCUCCUAUUUUCUCAACAAUACCUUCAGACCUGUGACAAAUUUACGGAACUUGGAUCUGUCCUACAAUCAGCUGCAUUCUCUGGGAUCUGAACAGUUUCGGGGCUUGCGAAAGCUGCUGAGUUUACAUCUCCGGUCUAACUCCCUGAGAACCAUCCCAGUGCGAAUAUUCCAAGACUGCCGCAACCUGGAACUUCUGGACCUGGGAUACAACCGGAUCCGAAGUUUAGCCAGGAAUGUCUUUGCUGGUAUGAUCAGACUCAAAGAACUUCACCUGGAGCACAAUCAAUUUUCUAAGCUCAAUCUGGCCCUUUUUCCAAGGUUGGUGAGCCUUCAGAACCUUUACUUGCAGUGGAAUAAAAUCAGUGUCAUAGGACAGACCAUGUCCUGGACCUGGAGCUCAUUACAAAGGCUUGAUUUAUCAGGCAAUGAGAUCGAAGCUUUUAGUGGACCCAGUGUUUUCCAGUGCGUCCCAAAUCUGCAGCGCCUCAACCUGGAUUCCAACAAGCUCACAUUUAUUGGUCAAGAGAUUUUGGAUUCUUGGAUAUCCCUCAAUGACAUCAGUCUUGCCGGGAAUAUAUGGGAAUGCAGCAGAAAUAUUUGUUCCCUGGUAAACUGGCUGAAAAGUUUUAAAGGACUGAGGGAGAAUACAAUUAUCUGUGCCAGUCCCAAAGAGCUGCAAGGAGUAAAUGUGAUUGAUGCAGUGAAGAACUACAGCAUCUGUGGCAAAAGUACCACAGAGAGGUUUGAUCUGGCCAGGGCGCUCCCCAAGCCAACGUUUAAGCCCAAGCUCCCCAGGCCGAAGCACGAAAGCAAACCCCCCCUGCCCCCCACGGUGGGGGCCACGGAGCCUGGCCCCGAGACUGAUGCUGACACUGAGCAUAUCUCUUUUCAUAAAAUCAUCGCAGGGAGCGUGGCCCUUUUCCUGUCUGUGCUUGUCAUCCUGCUCGUCAUCUACGUGUCGUGGAAGCGGUAUCCUGCCAGCAUGAAGCAGCUGCAGCAGCGCUCCCUCAUGAGAAGACACAGGAAAAAGAAACGACAGUCCCUAAAGCAAAUGACUCCCAGCACCCAGGAAUUUUACGUAGAUUAUAAACCCACCAACACAGAGACCAGCGAGAUGCUGCUGAACGGGACGGGACCCUGCACCUAUAGCAAAUCAGGCUCCAGGGAGUGUGAGAUACCUUUAUCAAUGAAUGUGUCAACUUUUCUGGCAUACGACCAGCCCACAAUAAGUUACUGUGGGGUGCAUCACGAACUUCUGUCUCAUAAGUCUUUUGAAACGAAUGCACAGGAAGAUACGAUGGAAACACAUCUAGAGACUGAGCUGGACCUGAGCACAAUCACGGCCGCUGGCCGCGUCAGUGACCAUAAGCAGCCGCUGGCUUGACUGGGCUGAGCGGCAGCCGAGAGCUGCCACCAAACUGUGUAUCCUCAAGGACAAAAUGAGGAAGAUUUGUUCAUUGUGGACUCUAAAAACAACACAACCCCCUGUUAAAAUAAACAAAAA